Messenger RNA from Capsicum annuum, 849 nucleotides. RefSeq names its product DNA polymerase-like. The coding region runs from base 1 to 849 and encodes 282 amino acids. Gene Ontology annotation, molecular function: DNA binding; DNA-directed DNA polymerase activity; nucleotide binding. Gene Ontology annotation, biological process: DNA replication. The transcript has a single exon. The record is from RefSeq and is a predicted model, not a curated record. NCBI's taxonomy places the organism in Eukaryota, Viridiplantae, Streptophyta, Magnoliopsida, Solanales, Solanaceae.
AUGCCUGGUGGAGAGCCUGUCUGGUUGGAUAAUUGUGAAGAUAUGGAUUUAGACUACUUGUUUGGCUUUGUUGAAGCAUAUAUUUUCUCCCCACCAGAUAUGAAAAGACCAUUCUUACUAUAUAGGACUUCAAAAAACACACUAAUCUUCCCUACAGGUGAAUUUGUUGGUGUUUAUUACAGCAAAGAGCUAAAAUAUGCUAAAACCAUAGGAUACCAGGUAACCCCUCUUUGCGGCUGCAUCAUUCAAAAGAUGGAUCCCUGCAGCCCAUUUAAGGACUUUGUUACCAUGCUCUCUAUAGAAAGGAUAAAGGCUAAGAAAAAGGGGAAUGAGUCCCAGGCUUAUGUCUACAAGCUCCUUAUGAAUUCACUCUAUAAGAGAUUUGGUAUUAACCCCCAAACCUCCCUGAUAGAGAUCUGUAAUUAUCAAAGAUAUCUCAAAUUAAUUCAAACUUAUGGCUUUGUCGAUGCGGAUAAGCUUAAUGAUUCAUACUAUAUUGUUAACUAUAAGACUAGUACAGAGAGAAAUCCUGAUAUAGAGUGGAAACCUCCGAAGAUAGCAGCAGUUCAACUGGCUGUAGAAAUCACUGCAUGUGCUCGUAUCCAUAUGUAUCCUUACAUUUCUAGGGAAGAUUGUCACUACAUCGAUAUCAACUCCAUUCUUAUUAUAGGACGUCUUCUAGAUGAAGUUAUCUCUUCCACGAAGUUAGGGAAGUUAAAACUGGAGUAUGCAUCCUAUGAUACUAUCUAUGUAGCUGCCAAGAAUUAUUGUUUCUUUAAAGAGAGACACGUUGAUGUCAUUAAACAUAAAGGGUUGACUAAAGAAUUGGUCACUCUUGACUGGUAUUAA